This is a messenger RNA of Cyclopterus lumpus (lumpfish), 3311 nucleotides long. It is a transcript of the gene traf2b, whose product is annotated as Tnf receptor-associated factor 2b. Lineage: Eukaryota; Metazoa; Chordata; Actinopteri; Perciformes; Cyclopteridae. Gene Ontology annotation, biological process: tumor necrosis factor-mediated signaling pathway; protein K63-linked ubiquitination; positive regulation of JNK cascade. Gene Ontology annotation, cellular component: cytoplasmic side of plasma membrane; plasma membrane signaling receptor complex. The record is from RefSeq and is a predicted model, not a curated record. Gene Ontology annotation, molecular function: ubiquitin-protein transferase activity; zinc ion binding; tumor necrosis factor receptor binding.
GGGUACCACCCACGAGAAUUAUGUAGCUACAACUAAAUUCCACGGAGACUGCGUCACGUGGGUCGUGGGUGUAACUUUACUGAAAUACUAAGCUUGGGCGGUUUGCGAUUACGACGUAAACGGGCAGACUUUCUGAACUGGGAUAUAGCACCAGAUUGAUGGAGAAGAAUGGCCCGAAUCUCGUUGGACUGCCCCAACUCUUUACCAGGGAUCCCCCUCAGUGUGCUGUCAGUGCCCAUGGAGAAUAAGUACAAAUGUCAGCAGUGUCUCCAGGUCCUGAGGAAGCCUGUCCAGGCUCAGUGCGGCCACCGCUUCUGUGUACACUGCUUCAAGCAGCUCACCAGUUGUGGGCCAAAGCCUUGUGAAGCCUGCCGCCAAGAGGAGAUAUAUGAGGAACCUUUUUCCAUUCUCAAUAGUAAUGAGGCAUUUCCAGACAAUGCAGCUGGUCGAGAAAUAGCAAGUCUGCCUGCCAGGUGUUUGAACCAGGGCUGUGAUUGGACAGGCUCAAUAAAAGAGUAUGAGGCUCAGCAUGAAGACCGCUGUGAAUUUGAAAGGAUACAGUGCGAGGCCUGCGAAACCUCAAUCCUUCGUACGGAGAAGGACCGACAUAACGAGAGAGAAUGUGAAGCACGAACACUCAACUGUAAAUACUGCAAAACGAGCUUUAACUUUAAAGAAAUCAAGGCCCAUGAUGAGAUCUGUUUAAAGUUUCCCUUACAAUGCAAGGACUGUGGCAAGAAGAAGAUCCCAAGAGAAAAGUUCACUGACCACAGCAAAUUAUGUGCCAAGUCAAAGAGUGCCUGUCCAUUCAGUGAUGUGGGCUGUAAAUAUGUGAUAGAGAACGGGAAGCUCGGCGACCAUGAGCACAGCAGCACCAUGGAGCACUUGCGUCUGCUGCUGCCCAUGGUGCUGUCCAUGUCCCGGACGCAUGCCGAUGCUUCUGGUCAAGGGGAGUGGCAGGAGGACUCUGGUCUGGGUCUGUACAGGGCUCCUGAGGAGGGAGUCGCUAUGGUCACCGGAGCUGCAGCCUCCAUGCAGUCUGUGGAUGUGGAAAAAAAGGUCAACGCUUUAGAAAACAUUGUUUGUGUCUUGAACCGAGAGGUGGAACGCAACUCCGUUACGUUGGAGGCUUUCUCCCAUCAGCAUCGAUUAGACCAGGAAAAGAUUGAAAACCUCUCCAAUAUGCGUCAGCUAGAGCGGACGGUCUCCAUGAGAGACUUGCAGCUGUCUGAAACUGAACAGCUGUUAAGAGAACUCCAGUUCUGCACCUACGACGGGAUAUUUGUGUGGAAAGUCUCCGACUUCUCUCGCCGCAGACAGGAUGCUGUGGCCGGUCGAACACCUGCAAUGUUCUCACCAGCGUUUUACUCCAGCAAAUACGGCUACAAGAUGUGUCUGAGGCUUUAUUUGAACGGCGACGGGACGGGUCGGGGAACACACCUCUCGCUGUUCUUCGUCGUCAUGAGGGGAAAGUGUGACGCUCUGCUCAAAUGGCCGUUCAGCCAGAAGGUGACUCUCAUGCUCUUGGAUCAAAACAACAGGGAGCACAUUAUCGAUGCGUUCCGCCCUGAUGUCACCUCCACCUCCUUUCAGCGGCCAAUCAGUGAGAUGAACAUAGCCAGCGGCUGCCCGCUCUUCUGUCCGCUGGCUAAACUGGCGGGCAAGAGCCCCUAUCUGAGAGAUGAUACGAUCUUCAUCAAAGCUAUUGUAGACCUCACAGGCUUGUAAGGUGUAGUCUGUGGAAGUUACACCAAAGCAUAAAUAUAUACAUAUAUAUCUAUCUUAUAUUAUGAUAGUAUUUAUAAUAAUUAAUUAUGCAUAAUUUGACUAUAAUAUUACUUUAUAUCUAAACUAUACAAUAAGAAUGUCAUCAAAUGUCACAUUAUGAAGGAUGCACAAGGUUGUGUUCAAUCACAUGGUGGAUCUGUGAUGAUUAUGGACAUCCGUCUUUCAUGAUACAUAAAAUCAACUGACGGAGGCACUGCUGUGUCGUACCCGUGCUUUAUGGAAGUUUAGCUAUUUCUGUUCAUGUCUUGUGAAGUUAAGACUUUGGCAGUGCUUAAAAUUAGAUAACAAGUUAGUAUUUCAGUUUAAAGUUGUCAGCAGGAGUUACGGUGAAGUGCUUUGAGUUUUAGGAACAUUAAAGUGGCAAUCUUAUGAAUAGUUGCAAUAUUACAAACUGGGUGUCUGUAACGACAUUAUUGGGGGGGGGUUAAUUCUGUAUUACAGUUUUCUCCAUUUUAUACACACAAAAAAUGUUGAAACACAAUUCUGGAAAAAUAGUAAGUUCGUAUGGCAUUUUUGGUAGCAGCCAAAACAUCCUGACUGCUGAACUCUGAGCACAAAAGCCAUUGUUUUCACUCAUAUAAAUUAUAAAUCAUCCAACACUGAAAUCUUAAGGAUUGCCACUUUAGGAGCUGCUGACUUAAAUAUCUGUCAUGAUAAAAGAGGCCUGCAAUCAUCUGUCAUCUUAAUGUGACCCUGUUGGCAUUCAAAUGAAAGCUCACAACGUAUAACUAAAUCAUAUAACAAAUAUUUGUAUCAAAUACUUUGUAUAUAGUAUAUACUAUUUUAUAAUAAUUAGACGACACCGUACUCCACGCUGCAUUAUGUGGUUCUUCACAACCGGGUCAAACACGGGUCAAAUCCAUCUCACAGGUGGACAUUUCCAGUUCAACUUUUGCAGGAAUUUUUUUGCAAUUCUAUGUAAAUAGAAGCAUUUAAAUCCCAGUGAAUAUGACCUUAACAUCUAAUACUGCCCCUGUGUGAAGAGGCAUGUCUUGUACUGCGAACAACCAAACAAUAUCAUUUAUCUUUAUUAUUUUAAGUACCCUGUGAAUUCAGUUUUGGCACCUCACAGAUGCCACUGAUGCUCGGUAGAUGGGCGCCAUUGGUAUUCGGGUCGGUUUUAAUUAAAUUCAUAGCAGCUAAAUAUAGUUUUUCUUUUUUUUUUUAAAUGUAUACCUUUUAAUAUUUAGUGCAAAUCACUGCUAGUGCUACUAUUUACUAGAAAUCAUUAACAAAUAUUUGCCCUAUAUUAUAUGCACAUUAUAAUCUUAUUAUACAUGCUUCAAUCAUAAUAAUCUAUGAAUAUAUAUUAUGAUAAAGCUCAAAAAUGUAAUUGUUUUUAUUUCCACUUUAUGCAAGUGCUUUACUAUAGAAUAUGAAUACAUAUAUACAUAUAUGAAUGUGUGUGUAUACGUAUAUAUGCUUUAUUAAUGUUUUGAAUGUUAAACACAACUCCUUUUUAAGGAACUACUUUGACGUGAAUGAUUAUAAUAAAGUACUAUAGUGAAUUAAUUUGACAUUUA